AUGAAGGAUUCAGGUAUCAUGGGGUUUUCUGUUGCCAGCAUUUUGCAGGCGUUACUCCUUUGUCUCAACGCCAUGGCCAUCUUGUCAGAACGGCGGUUCCUUUCGAAGUAUGGCCUCGCCACAACUCCGUUGACUGAGCAUGGCGGCGACGCGGGGUACGUGCCUCAGUCGUUUGGCACCGGGGACGAAUUUGUGCGGGCGCGGCAGCCCUCCCCAUGGAAGGCACAACUUGCCUCUGUACUGAGUGGUGUACGUACGUUAUUACGGUUGCCGUUGAUUAUUGUCAACACGGCAGUUAUCAUCUUUACCCUUGUGUUUGGGUGA
Molecule: messenger RNA, 324 nt
Organism: Trypanosoma cruzi
Lineage: Eukaryota; Euglenozoa; Kinetoplastea; Trypanosomatida; Trypanosomatidae
Exons: 1
Coding region: 1-324 (107 amino acids)
Biological process (GO): endoplasmic reticulum to Golgi vesicle-mediated transport
Cellular component (GO): endoplasmic reticulum membrane; COPII-coated ER to Golgi transport vesicle; Golgi membrane
Source: RefSeq, a predicted model, not a curated record